Molecule: messenger RNA, 2376 nt
Organism: Hypoxylon trugodes
Lineage: Eukaryota; Fungi; Ascomycota; Sordariomycetes; Xylariales; Hypoxylaceae
Product: DNA helicase
Exons: 5
Coding region: 231-2318 (695 amino acids)
Molecular function (GO): ATP hydrolysis activity; 5'-3' DNA helicase activity; RNA binding
Source: RefSeq, a predicted model, not a curated record
AAUAAUUUCUAAGUCGACCUUGGAAUCUUAAACUCCACCCCAUUCAUCAUCUCAACUUAAAUCUUUACAACAUAUUUUUAUUCGCAUAUCCAUGAAGAACAGCUCAAUACCUCUGAAAUCACGUUAAUCAAGGAAUUUUAUAUCUGGAUUGAUUGAUUGAUUUCUGCUAUCUGAUGAGAUCUACGUGAGACGAACACAGCACGGACUUUUCGUCCGUCUGUCUACCCACAAUGUCCCUCCUAACACAAGCCGUUGACAUCCCAGCUUUCGCGCGAACGCAACUCGCACUCUUAGACGCAGAGCUGCAAAGCGAGAUACAGGAAACUAGCGGACUCGUCUCCGCCACCAGCCCCGUCUCCUUGCAGCGCGCGGGCCUUGCCCUCAUCAACUUAGUCGUAGCCUCGCAACGCACCGGUUUUGGCGGGUGGACUGUGCUAGAACUCGGUCCCGACAGUGCGACCGGUGGUGAAUUACCAGAACAUGGCUUGCGGACGGGGGAUAUCGUGCUCGUCUCCGAGCAACCUGCUGGAAGUGCGAAGAAGCGCGAGGUUAAGGACUUGGAGCGCAAGGGUGCUAAGGGGGUUGUGAUUAAGGUGAAGAGGGAAACGGUUGCGGUAGCUGUUGAUGAGGAUAAGGAGGAUGCGGCGUCGUUUGGGGGGAGGGUUUGGAUGGUUAAACUUGCGGAUGAUGUUACGUAUCGCAGGAUGAACCAGACGAUGGAGAAGAUGCGUGAUAUGCAGGAGGCCGAGUACUCGGGUUUUAUGCGUGUGCUUUUUGGUCUUACGACGCCGUCGCCGGUAUCGAAGGAUUUGAGGAGGGAUGAGGUGUUUGGUGAGGGGAAGAUUGAGUGGUUCGAUCCGUUGCUUAAUGAGUCCCAGAAGGAUGCUAUUAGGUUUGCGUUGGCGUCGAAGGAGAUUGCGCUUAUUCAUGGGCCGCCUGGGACAGGCAAGACACAUACACUCAUUGAGUUGAUCUUACAAUUCGUCAAGCGCGACCAACGGGUGCUGGUCUGUGGCCCAUCCAAUAUCUCCGUCGACAAUAUCGUCGAACGUUUAGCACCUCAUCGAGUGCCUAUCCUGCGUCUCGGGCAUCCAGCUCGCCUUCUCCCCUCGGUUCUAGGUCACUCACUCGACGUGCUCACGCAAACCUCGGAGGCUGGGCUUAUUGUCAAGGACGUGCGCAACGAGAUGGACGUUAAGCAAGCCUCAAUCCGGAAGACACGAAGUGGGAAGGAGCGUAAAGCUAUCUACGCUGAUAUGAAGGAACUACGGAAAGAGUAUCGUCAACGAGAGAGAGCGUGUGUGGAUACCCUGGUGCGUGGGAGUAAAGUCGUACUUGCGACACUUCAUGGUGCUGGGGGAGCGCAGUUAAAGAAUGAAAAAUUUGACGUCAUCGUCGUUGACGAGGCGGGUCAGGCGCUCGAGGCUCAGUGCUGGGUUCCGCUUCUUGCAGCAAAUAAAGCUGUGUGUGCGGGUGAUCACUUACAGUUGCCGCCGACGGUGAAGUCAGUAAACUCAAAAGGGAACAAGGCGAAAGAAGUAGGAGGUGGAGAUUUGAUAAAGGGGAUGAGUCUCGAAAGGACUCUGUUCGACAGAUUACUGACGCUCCACGGCCCGGGUAUUAAGAGGAUGCUGACGACACAGUAUCGCAUGCACGAGAACAUCAUGAGGUUCCCCUCAGAUGAGUUAUAUGAGGGGCGGCUUGUGGCUGCUGAGGCCGUGGCGGGAAGAUUACUCCGGGACUUACCGUACGAGGUUAAAGACACGGAAGAUACAAACGAGCCGGUGAUUUUUAUUGAUACACGGGGCGAAUGUCCGGAGACUAAUGAGGAUGAGGACGAUAAGGAGAAGAAGGAUAAUAAGAAAAAGGGGUCGAUCAGGUCCCUAUUCGGUGAAAGCAAGAGUAAUCCGAUAGAGGCCAAUCUGGUGAAGCAGCACGUGGGGAAGUUGGUUGCAGCUGGUGUUAAGGCGGAGGAUAUUGCGGUUGUUACACCUUAUAAUGCACAGCUCGGCUUCUUAGCUGGUUUGAAAGACACUUUCCCUGGGAUUGAGCUCGGGUCCGUAGAUGGGUUUCAGGGCCGAGAAAAGGAAGCCGUGAUCCUUAGUCUUGUACGGAGCAACACGGAGGGGGAGGUUGGUUUCCUAAGUGAGAAGCGUCGUUUAAAUGUUGCGAUGACAAGGCCCAAACGCUCACUAGUUGUCAUCGGCGACGCAGAGACCGUUCGAAGAGGAAGUAAGUUCUUGAAUAACUGGAUGAACUGGCUUGAAAACAAUGCCGAUCUUCGUUACGUCGAUUUUGACUCGCUACUGGCGUUAUAAUAUGAGAUGUGACGAACGAGUGCGCGACCCACUAAUUGGGGGCGGGCGAACAGACACC